CAACAAAAAAUCUCCUCCCAGCUCCCAACUUCUUCCUCUUCUCUCGUCCUCAAUCUCGACGUCGUCGGGGUGCAACGACUCAACAACUCUGUUCUUUUCUUUCUCUCUCUCCCUGUAUUCCAAUCACUCUGAUCUCUUCUCCCAGCAGCCAUGGCCGUGAAAUCCAACGACGGCGGCAGGCUAGCAGCUGCGUCGCACCGCCAUGGUGGAUAUAGUCGUCGAAAUCAUGAGGCUCUACAGAUCCCUCCCACCGAGGCCUUCCAUCAACGAAGUGGAGGCCGUCGUCGCCAUUGGUUCAUACCCCGCCACCAAAUCCACACAAUGCCUUUCCCACCACCACUUUACCACCGUCCUCCACCACCGCGAUGUCUUUCCCUCUCACCCCUCCACCACCACACCUCCUCCCCUCCUCCGCAGCCUUUACCCGCCGCUCCCUCCUCCUGUCCACCUCACUCUCCACCAUCAACCCUCCGCCUUCGUCGCCCCCCGACACCACAGUGACCGACAGGAUCUUCAUGGACUUCUCCAUCUGCCCGGCCUACAACAAACCCGACCGCACCGUCUCCGACACCGUCGCCACACUCUGCACCGAGAUGUUCCCCCUCGGGCGCCUCAUCCUCGGCCUCUACGGCCACUUGGUCCCCACCACCGUCUCCAAUUUCAAAUCCAUGGUCAAUUCGUAUUCCUACAAAAACACUUUGGUACACAAGGUCCUGCACAGGCAAUUCUUCCUUGCGGAAAGGCAGGGGAGGAUGGAAGUGGGCAAGGUCAGACCCCUCGCCGACUUGCCAAGGAACGUCGAGGUUGUCGAUCCCAAGGCGUUUCGGCUCGCAAACUCGACGAGAUGUUCAAGAUGCUCGGUGGGUUGAUCCAGCGAGCUUCUUUGCUUGUCUCUGGAGAUCCCCAGGUGGAGAAACCAGUCGGAUCUGAUGGGAGUGGGGAGAGGAAGGAGAGCAAGAAGAAGAAGAAGGGAUGAGAGAUGUUGAGGGAGGAGGAGGCAGCCCGAUUGAGGAAGAGAGAGGACACCCGACGGAUUUGGCGGAGGAGAUUGACGGAAGAAGAGUGCAAUUGUGGGGACGGAAGAAGGGAGGAGAGCUAUCUUUUUCUUUUAUUUUAUUGACUUUUUUAAGUGACAUAAAAAAAUAAAUAAAAAUUAGGUUU
This is a messenger RNA of Linum trigynum, 1161 nucleotides long. Lineage: Eukaryota; Viridiplantae; Streptophyta; Magnoliopsida; Malpighiales; Linaceae. The record is from the annotation of a GenBank genome assembly.